Porites lobata is the source of this 324-nucleotide messenger RNA. The record is from the annotation of a GenBank genome assembly. Lineage: Eukaryota; Metazoa; Cnidaria; Anthozoa; Scleractinia; Poritidae.
AUGUUUUCUACGCUGACUAAAUAUGCGAAGACAGCAGCUCUAUCUAAAUACUUUUCUUCAUCAAAAAAGAUGAGAAAAGCUAGUCUAGCAGUAAUAAAACCUCAGGUUAAGCAGUAUGAGCAAAGUGAUCAUAAUGUCAUUCGUUCACUUUCUAAGCUUUAUGCAGGAGGAUUGAUGGGAAAGGUAAAAUAUGAAAAAACAAGAUCAGCUCUUGUUAUGAAAAAUACUAAGAAACACACCAAGAAACUAGGUUCUGUGUCAAAAGAAAGAGUUUUGUUUGGUAUGGGUAUCCCAUUCCUAAACUCAUUCCCUAUCGGUUGUUAA